This is a messenger RNA of Aureobasidium pullulans EXF-150, 630 nucleotides long. RefSeq lists its product as uncharacterized. Lineage: Eukaryota; Fungi; Ascomycota; Dothideomycetes; Dothideales; Saccotheciaceae. The record is from RefSeq and is a predicted model, not a curated record. The annotation marks the transcript as partial. Gene Ontology annotation, molecular function: iron ion binding; procollagen-proline 4-dioxygenase activity; L-ascorbic acid binding. Gene Ontology annotation, biological process: peptidyl-proline hydroxylation to 4-hydroxy-L-proline. Gene Ontology annotation, cellular component: endoplasmic reticulum. The transcript has 2 exons.
GUGUCAAUCGUGUCCGUAGAUCCACUGGUGUUGUAUAUCCAGAACUUUGUCACUGCAGAGGAGGCCUCAAGUCUCAUCAAACUAGUCGAAGGCUCCUUCAAACCCUCAGAAAUCUGGUCCAACGAUGGCAACGAAGGCAAAGUCGUAAAAGAAGUACGCGACUCCAACUGGGCAUCCCCCAACAUCUCCGAACCAAUCGUCAAAACCAUACGCGCACGAGCAAAAAGGUUCCAGGGCUUCGACAACGCAGGAGAUGUGGAACCGCUCAAAGUACUCAAAUACGAGCUCGGAGGCCACUAUAACCAUCAUCACGAUUCUUUUCCGGAAGAAGUUGCAAAACACAGUAUGCAAGGGAACCGACUGUCUACCUUCUUUGUAUACUUGGCAGCGAAUUGUACAGGAGGAGGGACUAAUUUUCCUGAUUUGAAAAGGCCGAGAGGAGUUGAGUGGUGUGAAUUUAUUGAUUGCGAGGAGCCGAUGGAGAAGGGUGUUUCGUUCAAACCGAUGGCUGGAAAUGCGAUUUAUUGGUAUAAUCUUAUACCUCACAGUGAGACUCCGCAUCCGGCUCUGAGACACGCGGGUAUGCCGGUGAUCUCAGGGAAGAAGAUUGGUUUGAACAUGUGGACCUGG